AUACAACCCAACACCCACUGUGUACUGCUCUGUUCCCGCUGCCCAAAACUCUUGUCCAUAUCCUCUCCUCUUUCUCUCUCCCUCCUUUUACCCUUCAUCAUUUCCUCUCUUCACUCAUUCAUUCAUUCACAUCUCUGUUUUCUUUUUCUCUAGUCCUCUUCACCAUCAUCACACUUCCCAGAAAAGGUCUACACAUCAAUUACAUUUUCUCCUCACCAUUUUUUCAUUCCUUUUUACUCAUAAAAAUCACGUCCUUCACCUUUCCCUGCGCAUGCUCAUUCCGUUUUUGUUCAAAUUCCUAGCACAUUAACACAACUAGAAGAAGAAAACCCAGAAAGAAUGUGUUAAUUUAAGCAUCCAUUUGGCUGUUAGGUCUCUGGAUAAGCCUAGCCACCCUUUUCGUGUAUAAAAAUCUCGUCUUUAUUUUAGAUUAGGCUAAAUAAGUUGGGAAGAAGAAGAAACGAUAGUCAAUUGAUUGAAGAAGAGAGUGAAAAAGGUUUUUAAUUUGAGGAAGAUUUUUAUGUGCCACUGCCAUGGGUUGUACACAGUCUAAGAUAGACAAUGAGGAGUCUGUUUCGAGAUGUAAAGAGCGGAGAAACUUCAUGAAGGAAGCUGUUACAGCCAGGAAUGCUUUUGCCUCUGCACAUUCCGGCUAUGCCAUGUCUUUGAAGAACACCGGCGCCGCCUUGAGUGACUACGCGCAAGGAGAAGCUCCGCCGUCUGCUACUACUUCCGUGCCCGUUGAGCCUUCAUUGGAGCCACCGAGGCCUCCACCUCCGCCUGAAUCCCCAUUCCCUCCGCCUCCUCCGCCUCUGCCGACCUUUUCCCCUUCUCCGGUACCGCCCCUUCAACGCUCCAUGACCAUGCCGGAGUUCUCGUCCUCGAAGCCCACCAGGCUGAAAAUGAAAGGCAUUGAUGAGAACGAAGACGGGGAUGAAAAUGAGGAAGAGGAAGGGGAAAUUAAAUCGCGUCGGAAAAUGGGUAGGCCAAGGAAAAAUAAUCUCAGGCGAAAUGGGUCUGAGGAUAUUUCCCCUGUAACCCCUGUAAGGACUCCAACUCCACCGCCACCGCCGGAGAUUAAAGGGAUGGCAUGGGAUUACUUUUUUAUGGUUGAUGAAAACAUGCCGGGAUCAAGUUUGGGUGGUGUUGAAGAAGGUGAUUAUGGAAUGGAGGAGGAAAAUGACAAUGAGGAUCAAAGAUUUGAUCACGUCGUUAAUGGGCAUGACGACAGUGGUGUUGAAUUUAAGACUCCAGAGAAAGUUGGGAUUGAUAGGGGGAUGGAGACUGAGGAGGAGGUGACCCCUGUGACGGCCAGUGACAAGCAUUUUGUGCAUUCAAAUACAGCACCUGCAGGAAUUAGGGGAGGAGAUAACAGCGGGAAAGCUGUGUCCAAUGGAGUGGAGUUGUUGAAGAUUUUGGGAGAUGUGGAUGAUCAUUUCUUAAAGGCUUCUGAGUGUGCACAAGAGGUUUCUAAGAUGCUUGAAGCUACCAGAAUGCAUUAUCACUCAAAUUUUGCAGAUAAUCGAGGUCAUAUCGACCAUGCGGCAAGGGUCAUGAAAGUCAUCACAUGGAACAGAUCAUUUAGAGGAGUUCCAAAUGGGGAUGCUGCCUUGGAUGAUCCUGAUGCAGAUGAAUACGAGACACAUGCCACUGUCUUAGACAAGUUACUUGCAUGGGAGAAAAAGUUAUACGAGGAAGUUAAGACGGGCGAGCUCAUGAAGAUGGAAUAUCAGAGAAAAGUAGCUGUGCUGAACAAGCUAAAAAAACGUGGUGCCACAACAGAAUCACUGGAGAAAGCAAAGGCUGCUGUUAGCCAUUUGCACACACGGUAUAUUGUUGACAUGCAAUCAUUGGAUUCAACUGUCCUGGAAGUGAAUGAUAUUCGUGACAAGCAAUUGUAUCCGAAACUUGUUGCGCUUGUCAAUGGGAUGGCGAAAAUGUGGGAAGCAAUGCUUGUGCAUCAUACAAAUCAGAUGAAUAUUGUAACAGACCUAAAAUCCCUUGAUAUUGCUGGUACUCCCUUGGAAACUAGCAAACAUCACCAUGAGCGGACUCGACAGCUUCUGCAUGUUGUUGAAGACUGGCUUUCACAUUUAAAUAAGCUUGUGACCAAUCAGAAACUGUAUGUUAACUCUCUGAACAGCUGGUUGAAGCAAAACCUGAUACCCAUUGAGAGCAGCUUAAAAGAAAAAAUAUCAUCCCCUCCCAGAAUCCAGAACCCUCCAAUUCAAUCCCUACUCCAAAUGUGGCAUGAUCAUCUCGAGAAGCUUCCUGAUGAGGUUCCGAAAAGUGCCAUCGGUUCCUUUGCUGCGGUGGUGAAGACCAUCCUUGAUCAUCAGGAGGAAGAAAUGAAGCUAAAAGAGAAGUGGGAGGAAACCAGGAAAGAAUACUUGCGCAAGAGUCAAGCAUAUGAUGACUGGUAUCACAAGUACAUGCAGCGUAGAACACCGCCCUCGGAUGAGACAGGUGCUGACGGAGGUGAAGAAACAACCAAUCCAAAAGACCCUAUUACCGAAAGGCGGUUUGUGGUGGAGAGCUUGAAGAAGAGGUUGGAUGAUGAAAUGGAAGCUCACCGGAAGCACUGCAUUCAAGUGAGGGAGAAGUCUUUAGGAAGUCUCAAAAUCCGGUUGCCGGAACUCUUUAGAGCUAUGUCAGAUUACGCCCGUGCGUGUUUAGAUUCUUAUCAUAGUUUGAGAGUCCUCACACAAUCUCAGAAUGCAAAUUCUGGUUCUUCAUAGCACAGUAUGAGAUUAGGAGUGAAUUUUAGGUUAUUUAUGUAACUUAAGUUGUUUUCUUGCCCCCUUUUGUAGUGAAUUUAGGUUAGUUCAUGUGUGCUAAACUUUGUGCUUUUUCUCCAACUUAGGUUACCUCCAACUAGGGUUGGCUGCAAAAAUGUCAGAUUUGCAAGAUUAUUCAUUUCUGCAGCCCCAGAUAGUGUAUUAGUACUUUCAAUAUCAAAUAGUAUUAGUUUUUAAAAGUAAUCUUGUUGUAUUUACGUGAUCUCUGUGACCUAAGCCUCACCAGUCACCACCAGAGGGGGUAUAAAUUAGUGAGAGACCGAAGAAAUGUGUUUGGACUAAUGCAAACAUUAAAAAGUAAGGGGAAGUCCCUACAGAAAGAAAGAUUUCUUUGGCAAAAAAUCUU
This is a messenger RNA of Oldenlandia corymbosa var. corymbosa, 3144 nucleotides long. Lineage: Eukaryota; Viridiplantae; Streptophyta; Magnoliopsida; Gentianales; Rubiaceae. The record is from the annotation of a GenBank genome assembly.